Messenger RNA from Ichthyophthirius multifiliis, 1334 nucleotides. RefSeq names its product WD repeat protein. The record is from RefSeq and is a predicted model, not a curated record. The transcript is spliced from 4 exons. Gene Ontology annotation, molecular function: protein binding. NCBI's taxonomy places the organism in Eukaryota, Ciliophora, Oligohymenophorea, Hymenostomatida.
CAGAAGAAAUAAAGCUAUUGCGUUAAUUAAUAUUGGAAGGAUAAUUUGAAGAAACAUUAGUAUAUUUAAAUCCUUUUUAUGAUAAAUUUGGAUAAAAAAUAAAUUAAGUGUUGUAUGAAAUAAAUAAAUAAUUUUAUUUAGAAUAAUUAGAAAUUGAUCCUGAACAAGACAAAAUAGUCUAAUUAUUAAAAAUAAUAAAAUAACUAACUACAAACGAUAAUUAUAAUUAUUUAUUUUAUCUUUUAAGCCUUCCAAAUUUAAAAGACCAUUCUGACUUUGCAAAUUGGUCACCAGAAAGUGGUAGAUUAGAAUGCUUUGAAAAAGUUAAAAAUUGUUUAUAGGCAUUUUAUCCAGUAGAGUUGAAUUAAAUUGAAGCUUAAAACAGCUUGUAUAUGCUAAUUGAAAGACUAGCUGCCAUAAUUCUCGACACAUAGCCUAUAAGGACCGCAUCUUUUAAUUAAACUGGAGAAUAUUUCGUAUUAGGAACUAACUCUCGUUCUAUAAAGGCAUAUUCAAUAGAUGAUAUAUUCAAUAACUAUAAAUAAGAUUAACCUCCUUAAGUGUUAUGGGAAAAAUAAAAUCAUCAUCCUGGUUCUAUAUAUACUAUAGAUUGGAGUAAAAACGGAGAACUUAUAAGCACAGGAUCUAAUGAUUUUGAAAUAAAAGUAAUAAAAGCGCCUAAAUAUCCUUUUCAAAAUAUUGACUUUUGCACAUAAAAAUUAAUCGGCCCUAAAGGCAUUGUUAGAAAAUUAAAGUUUUUACCAUGUUCAACCAAAUUAAUGUCAGCAGGAAGUGCAAACACAGAUAUUUUAUAUUGGGAUAUAUAAAAAUCAAGUCUUUUGACUUAAUUCAAAGGCCACUAAGAAGCCAUAAAUUCAUUCGAUGUAUUUUUUAUAUUAUUUUAUUUAAAAAUAAAAAAAAGAUUGAUUUUAAUGGUAAUACUAUUAUUUCUGUAAGCAAAGAUAGUUGUAUUAAUAUAUGGGAUAUUUAAAGUUAAAAAGCAAUAAAUAAGAUUAAUAUUAAUAGUUAAAAAUUCGGAAGUUUAAAUUAUAUUUCUAUUUAAAAAAAUGGGUCAUUGUCUUCUGUAGGGCAUACUAAUGGCCUUAUUACUGUUUGGGAUUUAAGAAAUACAGAAAAACAUUUACAAAGCAUUAAUGUUCAUUCAAAUGAAUGUAGAUCUUGUGAAUUUGAUAAUACUGGAAAGUAUAUAAUCAGUAGUUCAUUUGAUAAAACUAUUUGUAUUUAUAAUUUAGAUGAAAGCAGGUUAGAAAAUUGUAUUAAAAAUCAUACAGAUAGAGUUGUUUUAAGUACUUUUCAUCCUAAUAAUUAACUGA